Messenger RNA from Entamoeba dispar SAW760, 789 nucleotides. RefSeq names its product serine/threonine protein phosphatase PP1, putative. NCBI's taxonomy places the organism in Eukaryota, Evosea, Mastigamoebida, Endamoebidae. The coding region runs from base 1 to 789 and encodes 262 amino acids. The record is from RefSeq and is a predicted model, not a curated record. Gene Ontology annotation, cellular component: cytoplasm; nucleus. The transcript is spliced from 3 exons. Gene Ontology annotation, molecular function: protein serine/threonine phosphatase activity.
AUGCAAGACUUAUCUCCAGAACGCCUUGAUGCAAUCAUUUCAAAAUGUUUCCAAGAAAGAUCAUUAUUUCCAGGAAAAGAAUUUAUUAAAGCAAAUGAAAUAAAAUCACUAUGUUCUAUGGCAAUUAGAGUUAUUGCACAAGAACCUAGUUUACUUCAAUUAAAAGCACCGAUAUAUGUUAUUGGAGAUUUGCAUGGACAAUUUACGGACUUACUUAGAUACUUUGAUGAAACAAAAAUUGAUCAAGAUAGAUAUUUAUUUCUUGGUGAUUAUGUAGAUAGAGGAUUUCGAUCAAUAGAAAUUGUUGUAUUAGUAUUUGCUUUAAAAGUAAAAUAUCCUGAUAGAUUUUUCUUAUUACGAGGGAAUCAUGAGGCGAAGAAUAUUAACCAUUUAUAUGGUUUUUUUGAUGAAUGUAAAAGAAGAUUUGAUGUUGAUACAUGGAGAAAUUUUUGUGAAGUUUUUAGAUAUCUUCCAGUUAGUGCAUUAAUCGAAGGUAAAAUACUUUGUUUACAUGGAGGGUUAAGUAAAGAUAUGCAAGAUGUUUCUUGUUUAACACAAAUUGCACGACCAACUGAUAUUCCAGAAGAAGGAUUAUUGUGUGAUAUUUUAUGGGCAGAUCCAUCAACUGAUACUUUUGGAUGGGAAGAAAAUAUGAGAGGAGUAUCAUAUACAUUUGGGCCAGAUGUUGCUUUAGAAUUUUUAAAAAGAAAUGGUAUUGAAUUAUUAUGUCGUGCACAUCAAGUAGUAGAAGAGGGAUUUAAAUUUUUUUUAAUAAUUGUGGGGCAAUGA